Paramormyrops kingsleyae is the source of this 437-nucleotide messenger RNA. RefSeq names its product ubiquinol-cytochrome c reductase, complex III subunit XI (gene uqcr11). The record is from RefSeq and is a predicted model, not a curated record. Gene Ontology annotation, biological process: mitochondrial electron transport, ubiquinol to cytochrome c. NCBI's taxonomy places the organism in Eukaryota, Metazoa, Chordata, Actinopteri, Osteoglossiformes, Mormyridae. Gene Ontology annotation, cellular component: mitochondrial inner membrane.
GCGCUCAAGACGACUACAGGGGUCCUAGCAUAGUCAUCAGACCCUGUACUGUGCUACAGAAGAAGGUCAAAUUUGAUCAUGCUUACUAAAGCGGUUGGACCCAAAUAUAUUUCCAUCUUCAAAGCGUGGGUUCCCACAAUGGUCGGCUGGGGCACCGUAGGUGCGGUGGGUCUAGUCCAUUUCACAGACUGGAGAGUAAUUCUGGAUUAUGUGCCCUACAUAAAUGGAAAAUUUAAGAACGACGAAUAGAUGCAUAGCCGUGGGAUGGACGGGCUGGAGUGUGCCGAUGGUUUGGGGGUGGCCCUCUUCGUCUGCACUGAGCUUGGAGGUUCCCUGGCACAACCACGUGGGCUGUUGGCAGUGGGCACCGUCCAUAAUCCGCUACUUUUAUGUUCAUUUUUUGUAAUUUAUGUGAAUAAACUUUACUUUCAAAGCUA